AUGGAUCUCAUCGAUGAUCGCGCAGUCCUCGACAAUGAAGAGGACGACGAAUCCUUCGACGAAGACACGGGCGAGGUGAGGGAAAAAACGAACGGAACAAACGGUGGCUUUGAUGAUUCCUCGGAGGAGGAGGAAGACGAUGACGACGAAGAGGCUGCGGCAGAGGUCGCCAAAGAUUUCAUUGUCGAUGAAGACGAAGAAGACGAAGAGGCCAGGCGGGAGCGACGGCGUGAACGAAAGAAGCGCAGACGCGAAGAACGUGAAGAUGAAGGACUCGAUGAAGAAGAUCUCGAGCUGAUCGGAUUAAAACCCACGGAAGAAGCUCCUGAGCCGAAAUUCAAACGUCUCAAGCGUGGCCCCCGGGAAGAUCGUGAUGUUCAACAACCUGCUGGCGUCAACGAGAUUUUCGGUCAAUCUGACGAAGAGGAAGAAACUGUCGAUUACACGCGCCGGAGUCGUCCCGAUCGACGAGGCCUGCAGGACGAAUUCGAGGAUUUCAUCGAAGAAGAUGUCUUCUCCGAUGAAGAACAGCAACGGCAACGCGAAGACGAGGAGGUGGCGCGCCCAAAUCGAAGAGGUCUCCCAGACUUGGGCAUCGCAGAUGCAGCCGGGUUGGACGAACAGGCGCUCGAAGAUUUCCGUGCUGCCUUCGGCGAUGGGACUGACUAUGACUUUGCUCUCGAAAAGGAAGAAGAGGCGGAUGAGGUGGAAGCCGAAAAGGACAAGCAUCUUGACCUCAAGGAUGUGUUUGAGCCGUCGCAGCUGGCAGAGAAGAUGUUGACCGACGAAGACAACCUUAUCCGCCACGCCGAUGAGCCAGAGCGCCACCAGCUUGCCAGGAAGCCGUAUCGACAUGUGGAAUUGACCGAGGACGAGUUCAAAGAAGAAGCCAGCUGGAUAGCUAAUCUUAUGCUCCCUGGAAAACAGUUCACGUCCGACCUCCAAGAGCCUUUCAGGCGAGCCAUUGGUCAGGUACUGGAGUUCAUGGUGCGGGAUGAUUAUGAGGUCCCCUUCAUCUUCCAAAAUCGCAAAGACUAUUUGCUCCAUGUCGUUCAAAAAGUCGUCGGGAGGGACGAAGAUGGCAACGAACGGACAGUCGCAGACGCAACCCGCUUACUCGUCCAACGCGAUCUAUGGCAGAUCUUUGAGCACGACCUGAAAUACCGAGCCUUGAUUGAAAAGAGGCAGGCGCUGCAGAAGACAUACGAUGAUCUGAGAUCUGCUAACGUCCCCGAGGACAGUAUGUUCCAAGAAAUGCUCCCGUUAGCAGCUACCAUGGAAGAACUUCAGGAUCUCCAGGACUAUCUCUAUUUCCAGUAUGCUUCGCAGCUCAAAGAUAUGGCGUUGACCUCGAAUGGCGAGACGAAUGGUAUCAACAUGUCUCAGAAGAAAGCGUCCACCAGGACGGUCUAUGAGGAAAUCCGAGCUUCCAAGGCGUUUGGUCUUGUCCGCGCUUUCGGCAUCACUGCGGACGGUUUCGCACAGAAUGCUGCUCGGCAAGGCGUCCGAACAUACGCAGAAGAUCCCAGCGAUAGCCCGGAGAACCUGGCAGACACAAUGAUCGACGAAGAAUUCCCAACCGGCACAAAGGUUCUCAAGGCAGCAAAGUCUAUGUUUACAGAGGAGCUCACCACCAACCCAAGAUUCCGAGGUUUAAUCAGAAGGAACGUGUACAUCGACGGUGUCAUAGAUUGCCAUCGCACCGAAAAAGGCCUGAAAAAGAUUGACGAACAACAUCCAUACUACGAGUUCAAAUACCUGCGGAAUCAGGACUUUCGGUCAUUCUCUCAGCGGCCUGAUCUAUUCUUGAAGAUGCUCAAAGCCGAAGAAGAAGGUCUGAUUGAGGUCAUAGUCAGAUUGCAGAACCCCGACAACUUCAAAAAACAGCUCUACAAGUACAUCGAGACGGAUAACUACUCCACUACCGCGGAUGCCUGGAAUGCAGAGCGACGCGACGUCGUCUCUGCUGCGGUGGAUAAAGUGAUGAAGCUUAUGGGUCGAUUGGUCAAGGAGAAUCUCAAGGAACAGUGCGAGAACGCCAUUGGCAUUGAGUGCCGCGAAGAAUUCAACCAGAGACUCGAUCAAGCUCCGUAUCAACCAAGAGGUAUGAAGAAGGGGACGACACCGCGUGUUCUUACGCUGUCUAAUGGCGGCGGGACUGUGGGGCGCGACCCGAUUUAUUGGGCAUAUGUCAACGACGACGGCAGAGUCCUCGAACAUGGUCAGUUUAAGGAACUAGGCCCUGGCGAUCGCGAACGUGGUCUUCCCGACGGCAAAGAUGUCGAAGCGCUGCUCGAGGUCAUCAAGAGGAGAGAACCUGAAGUCAUUGGAGUGUCUGGGUGGAGCCCCGAAACCCGCAAACUUCAGUCAAAUCUUGCGACGUUGGUCAGCAAUCAUGAUCUCCGAGGGCCCGUCUUCGCGGAUGAAGAUGACAGAGAUCGAAGCGAGCUUCUAGAGGUGAUCAUGGUCAACGACGAGGUUGCUCGAAUGUACCAGACCAGCGAUCGGGCGAAACACGACCAUCCUGGGUUUCCUCAACUGGCUCUGUACUGUGUCGCUCUGGCUAGGUACAUGCAAGACCCUCUCAAGGAAUACGCCGCCCUGGGACGAGACAUUGUAUCCAUCAGUUUUCAUCCGGCCCAAAAUUUCCUGCCUCAGGAGAAGCUUUUGAAGAAGCUGGAAAUGGCUUUGGUUGACACUGUGAACAUGGUCGGAGUGGACAUCAACGAAGCCACCAGCGAUAGUGCCAUUGCAAACCUCCUGCCAUAUGUGGCUGGAUUGGGUCCGAGAAAAGCUUCGCAUCUCUUGAAGGUGAUGAAUCUCAAUGGAGGAGUCAUCACUACUCGCGAAGACCUACUCGGCCUCAAUGACAAACACUCCGCAAUGGGCUUCAAAGUGUGGAGCAACGCGGCAGCCACGUUAUACAUACCGUUUGAACCAUCAGAGCCGACGUCGGAAUAUCUGGAUGGCACGCGUGUGCAUCCGGAAGACUAUGAUAUUGCUCGCAAAAUGGCGGCUGAUGCGCUCGAGCUUGACGAGGAAGAUAUCGAAGCUGAGCGACAGGAAGGAGGAUCCGCAGCUAUCGUACGCCGUCUUAUCCGUGAAGAAGCCCAGGAACGUGUCAAUGAUCUCGUUCUCGAGGAGUACGCCGAACAACUGGAGAAGAAUCUGAAUGCCAAGAAGCGCACCACGUUGGAGAACAUCCGAGCGGAACUCAAUGAACCCUAUGAAGAGCUCCGAAAUCCCUUCCGCAGCAAUCUAGGAGAAUCGGAGAUCUUCACGAUGUUGACCGGUGAGACGAGGGAAUCUCUACAACGAGGGAUGAACGUCCCGAUUUCCUUGAAGCGGAUCACAGAUACCCACGUCGAGGGUAAGCUGGAUUGUGGCUUGACUGCAGUUGUCGAGGAUGGUCAAUGGUCGGAUACUGGGAUGUCACCGAAGCAAUUGUACACGCUGCACCAGACCGUGCAAGCCCACAUCACUUCGAUCAAUCGGAAAGACUUCAGCGCCACGGUGAGCUUGAGAGAUGACCAGCUGAAGAAGCCUUUCAAGAGGUACAACCAUAACGACCGGAACUACGAUGAGUGGGAUGACCGUGAAGAGGCCAAGGACAGGAAACUGUUGGAAGAGAAGGCCGACUCGGGAAGCCGAGCCACUCGCGUGGUCAAGCACCCUCUCUUCCGCCCGUUCAACGCCAAACAGGCCGAAGAGUAUUUGGCCAACCAAAACCGCGGCGAUGUUGUGAUUCGGCCGUCGUCCAAGGGAACAGACCAUCUCGCCGUGACGUGGAAGGUCGCAGAUGGCAUCUUUCAGCACAUCGACGUGCUUGAACUCGACAAGGAGAACGAGUUUGCUUUGGGCAGGACUUUGCGGAUUGGAGGACGGUACAACUACUCCGACUUGGACGAGUUGAUCGUGUUACACGUCAAGGCCAUGGCACGGAAAGUGGACGAGAUGUGCGGCAACGAGAAAUUCCAGGACAAGUCCAAGGCGGCCCUAGAGGAGUGGUUGACCACAUACACCAACGCGAAUCCCAAACGGUCCAUGUAUCAGUUCUGCAUCAACCGAGAGCGGCCAGGCCAGUUUCAUCUGGUGUUCAAGGCCGGGCAGAAUGCGAAGUUGAUGGACUGGAGCGUCCGAGUGAUUCCACAAGGGUUUGAACUGAUGAAGCAACCGUAUCCCACGAUGCGGGAUUUGUGCAACGGGUUCAAGCUCAUCUUCCAGAACAUGCAUCAAGCAGCAGCUAUGGGUAGGGGAGGGAGAAGAUGA
Capronia coronata CBS 617.96 is the source of this 4269-nucleotide messenger RNA. Its product is annotated as transcription elongation factor SPT6. NCBI's taxonomy places the organism in Eukaryota, Fungi, Ascomycota, Eurotiomycetes, Chaetothyriales, Herpotrichiellaceae. Gene Ontology annotation, molecular function: DNA binding; nucleosome binding; histone binding. Gene Ontology annotation, cellular component: transcription elongation factor complex. Bases 1 to 4269 code for a protein of 1422 amino acids. Gene Ontology annotation, biological process: mRNA transcription by RNA polymerase II; transcription elongation by RNA polymerase II; transcription elongation-coupled chromatin remodeling. The transcript is spliced from 3 exons. The record is from RefSeq and is a predicted model, not a curated record.